AUGUCUGGGGCGACGGCAAGAAGGGGUCAGGGAGGGGAAGGGAGGGUUGGGGCUUUGCCCGCCACUCCACAGUCUCAGAGGGAACUCCCGCUUCUGUACCCGUCGGAGCGCGAACUCCUCGGCGGCGACGGCGGCGACGGCGGCGGCGGCAGCGGCGGCAGCUACGGCUGCAGCAACGGCGGCGGCGGACAGACACUCCCCCUUCGCGCGGCCCGCCCUCUCUGCGCGCCCCCGAGCAGCCGCGAGCCCGGGUCAGGCUCUGGCCCCGCUGUAUCUUCGCGGGCGGGCGCGCGCACCGGAAGUGACGUGGGCUCGGGACCCCGGGGGCGGGCGGUGGACCCCAGCUGGCAGAGCCUGGGGCUGGGGUCUGAGAUGGCGCAGACUGCCUUCUCCGCCGCUGGCGCCCGGGCUGGCGCCCGGGUGCCCACCCCUAACAUAGUGGGAAGUGGAGUGGGAACCGCUAGCUUUGCAGAACGCAGAGUCCUUCCUCAUCCUGGCGUUCCGGUGCCUUGGAGUGGAAUCGCGGGAGACUAUGCAGCGGCUUGUGUGGUUUUCCUUCUGUCCCGCCACGCGGCGGCUCCUCAACUCAAAGGCUGCCUUCUCCCCACAGUUCCAGGUCCGAGAGAAGCAGCACCGUCGGGUUGGACGUCGCGCGCGAGGGUGGCCUCUAAGUCUGCAUCUGCCAGUCAUCGGCCGCGGGAAAAGCCUGGUCCUAGGCAUGGUCGUGGUUCGAGCCUCUCCUUCCCUCGGACAUUGACAUAUUCGCUGAGCCCACCACGUUGUCCUCUGGGUGGGGAAGAACAUCAAGAACAGCUUCAGCAGAGGCUUGCGUGUAAAUUAUCCCCAGGUCAUACUAGGACCAGAUGUUGUGGAAGAAUGUAGUAAGAGUCGCAACUUUCCCACUGAAAUGCCCCCAACUGAUUGGAUGAUGCCUGCCCACAUUGAGGGUGGGUUGUCUUCUUUCAGUUCACUGACUCGCAUUUAAUCUCCUCUGGAACCCUCACAGACACAUUCAGAAGCAUUCCUCAAUCUAGUAAAGUUGACACCUGAAAUUAACCACCACAAAUGGUUAGACUUUUUAUUUUCUUUACAGUAUUUGUGAUGUAUUUAAUAUUUUAUCAGCUUUAUUGAAGAUAAUUGACAUAUUUCAGUGUGUAAUAAGUUUUUAAAUUUAUGUACACAUGAAGCCAUCACUCUAAUUAUAAUAAUGAACAUAUUCAUCACCUUAAAAAGUUUCCUUUUGCUCCCUUGGAAUCUUUCCCUCAUGCCCCUCUUUGCCCACCCAGUCCUAGUCAAUGAUAUGUCUGCUUGCUGUCACUAUACUAUAAUUUGUAUUUCAUUUAAUUUAAAUAACGGGCUCAAGCAGUAUGUAUUCUCUUUUGGUAUGGCUUCUUUCACUCUGCAUAAUUAUUUUUAGAUUAAUUAGUGUUGUUUCAUGCAUCAAGAGUUCACUGGUUUUAAUUGUUGAGUAGUAUUGACUAUGGCUAUGUUUAUACAUUCACCUGUUGAUCAAUAUUUACAUUAUUUCCAAUUUUGACUAUUAUAGUAAAGCUACUGUGAAUAUUCAUGUACAAGUCUCUGUAUGAUUUUAUGCUUUUAUUUAACUUGGGUGAAUCCUAGGGGUAGAAUGACUGGAUUAUAUGAGAUAUAUAUGUUUAAUUUUUAAAGAAAUUGCUAAACUGUUUUCCUAAAAUAGUCUAACAUUUUACAUUUCCAACAGUAUGAUGCUUCUAGUUGUUCCACACUCUCAUCGGUACGUUAGUAUAAUCAAUAUUUUUAAUUUUAGAUAUUCUAACAAAUGUGUAAUAAUAGUAUUUUAUUAUGGUAAUAAUUUACAUUUAGCUAACAACUAGUAAUAUUGAGCAUCUUUUUCUAUGCCUACUUGCCAUCCAUGUAUCUUUUUUUGGUGAUAUAUCUGUUCAAACAUUUUGCCCAUUUUUAUUGGGUUCUCUGUUUUCAUUAUUGCAUUUUGAGAGUUCUUUAUAUGAAUACUGUUCUUUUAUCAGAUACGUUAUUUGCAAAUAUAUUCAUUCAAUCUGUGGUUUGUCUUUCAUUCUACUAAUACUGGCUGUCAAAAAACAGAAGUUCUUUUCUUAAUUUUAACAAAAUUCAAUUUAUCAUUUUUUUAAUCAUGAUUUUGUUGUCAUAUCUAACAAAUUUUUGCCUAGGAUUGGGGCACAAACUCCAAGUACAGAUGGCUUCACUAAUGAAUUCUACCAAAUAUUUAAGAAAAAUAAUAUCAAGUCUACACAAAGUAUUCCUGAAAGUUAAAGAUGGGGGUAUACAUCUUAAUUCACUCUAUGGAACAAGUAUUACUCUGUUACCAAAACCAGACAAAGAUGUUACAAGAAAACAAUCUACAGGCCAGGCUCAGUGGCUCACACCUGUAAUCCCAGCACUUUGGGAGGCUGAGAUGGGUGGAUCAUCUGUUUUGAGGUCAGGAGUUCGACACCAGUCUGGCCAACAUGGUGAAACCCCAUUUCUACUAAAAGUAUAUAUACACACACACACACACACACUAACUGGGUGUGGUGGCCAGCACCUGUAAUCCCAGCUACUCGGAAGGCUGAGGCAGGACAAUUGCUUGAACCCGGGAGGCAGGGGUUGCAGUGAGCUGAGAUUGUGCCAUUGUACUCUAGCCUGGGUCCAAGAGCAAGACUCUAUCUCAAAAAAAAAAAAAAGAAAAAGAAAAAGAAAUCUAUAAACCAAUAUCAAUUACUAACAUAUAUGCAAAAAUUCUAAAUGAAAUGCUAACACAUCAAAUUAAAUAAUGUAUAAAAGGGAUAAUACAUCAUUGCCAAGUAGGGCUUAUAUCAGAAAUGCAAGGUUAUCUUAACAUUUGAAAAGCAAUCAAUGUAUUGUAAUUUACCAUAUUAAGGGGAUAAAAUAUUGAAAGCAUAAUCAUCCCAAUAGAUGCAGAAAAUUAUUUCCCAAAAUCCAAUUUCAUUCCUGAUUUUAAAACAACUUUCAUCUAGGAAUAGAAGGGAACUUCUUCAUCCAAAUGUGAGACAUCUACAAAAACCCCCUAGGCUAGCAAGUGGUGAAAGAUCAAAUUCUUUCUUCCUAAGAUCAGAAACCUGAUAAGAAUGAUUGCUUUCACUGCUUCUAUUCAGUAUUUUACUGGAAGUUCUAGUCUGUGCACUCAAAUUUUUAAAGCACAACUUACAAUAGCAUCAAAUAUAUUAAAUAUUUAGGAAUAAAUGUGACAAAAGAGGUUCAAGACCUGUAAACUUAAAACUAUAAAAUAUUGCUGUGAGAAGUUAACAUGGUGGCAUGGUGGUUCCGUGACUCAUGCCUGUAAUCCCAGAACUUUGGGAGGCCAAGGCAGGCUGAUCACCUGAGUCAGGAGUUCAAGACCAGCCUGACCAACAUGGUGAAACCCUGUCUCCAUUGAAAAUACAAAAAUUAGACGGGCGUGGUGGCGCAUGCCUUUAAUCCCAGCUACUCAGAAGGCUGAGGCAGGAGAAUUGCUUGAACCCUGGAGGUGGAGGUUGCAGUGAGCCAAGAUCGCACCAUUGCACUCCAGCCUAGGUGAAAAAGCAAGACUCCAUCUCCAAAAAAAAAAAGAAAAAAACAGUUAACAAAGAGCUAAAUUAAUGAAGUGAUAAGCCAUGUUCAUGCAUCAGAAGACGAAUUUUGUUAUGAUGUCACUUCUUCCCAAAAUUUAUCUAUAGAUUAAUGCAUUCCCAAGCAAAAUUACAUUACUUUUUUUUUGUAACAUUGACAAGCUAAAAUUCACAUAGAAAUGCAAAGGACUUAGAAAGAAUAGCUAACACAACCUUGAAAAAGAAAAAGCAAGUUGUAACAUAUAUACUGCUUGAUUUAAAGACUUAUGAUAAAGCUUCAGUAAUUAAGAUAGUAUGCUUUUGGUGUAAAGACAGACACGUAGCCAGAAAUAAACCCAUACAUAUAUUUUCAGUUGAUUCUUGGCAAAGGUGCAAAAGGUUCAAAGGUACAUUUUAAGUGAAGGAAGGAAAAGCUUUUAACCAAACUGCUGUAAGAGUGGAUAUCCAUCUUUUAAAAAGAACUUUGAUCCAUGCCUCAUGCAAAAUACAAAAGUUAACUCAAAAUGUAUCAUAUUCUUAAAUGAAAACCUAUAGCUAUAAGAGAUUUUCUAGUUAGAUUUUGUUAUUAAUUUCUACUAUUGUUGCGUUGUUGUGAGAGUACAUUUUCUGUGUUAUCUCAUUCUUUGAAUUUGUUUCGACAUGCUCUAUGACCAGCUAAAUGGUCAAAUUUUAUACUUGUCAAAAGUCUGCAUGAAAACAUGCGUGUUCUGCAGUUAUUUUACUGUGUUUCAUAUAUGUCUACUAAGUUAAAUUUGUUAAUCAUGUUCAAGUGUUGUACAAGUUUACUGAUUUUGGGAUAUUUAUUUAAUCUAGCAAAUGCUGAUGGAGGGUAAUAAAAUCUCCCACAAGGAUAGUGGAUUUGUUGACUUUCUUUAUAAUUUUCCCAACAUUUGCUUUCUAUA
Molecule: messenger RNA, 4468 nt
Organism: Callithrix jacchus (white-tufted-ear marmoset)
Lineage: Eukaryota; Metazoa; Chordata; Mammalia; Primates; Cebidae
Source: RefSeq, a predicted model, not a curated record